UCCCGCCGUCCCGCCGCCCACUCGGCGGGCGCGCCUCUCCGCAGUCCAGAGCCGCCGGGCCCGGGACCCGCUCGUGCGAGCGCGCAGACUUCUCGGCCGGACCGAGGACGCCGCCCGCUCCGGCCGCCCGUGCGCUCGCCUUCCGCGCCCGCUCGGCCCCCCGCCCCCGCCCCGCGCCGCACCUCCCCGGCGUCCGAGCGCACAGCUCCCGCCCCGGGAGCCUCCGGCCGUCCGGACCCCGCCGCCCCGCCGCCGGCGCGCUCUGCGCCCCGCUCGCCGGGCACCGGGAGGGCGGUGUCGGCUGAGGAUGGGCGGCCCGGCGGCGCGGAGGGGCGCCGGGGGGCUCCGCGCGCUGCUCCUGGCGCUGGUGGCCGCGGGAACCCCCGCCGGCGCCUACAACCUGGACCCGCAGCGCCCCGUGCGCUUCCAGGGCACCGCCGGCUCCUUCUUCGGGUACGCGGUGCUGGAGCACGUCCACGACAACACGCGCUGGAUCCUUGUGGGCGCACCAAAGGCCGAGUCCAAGUACAGCACGUCAGUGAAGUCCCCGGGGGCUGUGUUUAAGUGCCGCAUCCAUACCAACCCCGACCGGAGAUGCACUGAACUGGAUAUGGCUCGAGGGAACCAUCGAGGAACAUCCUGCGGAAAGACCUGCCGGGAAGACCGGGAUGAUGAGUGGAUGGGGGUGAGCCUGGCCCGGCAGCCCAGGGCCGAUGGCCGAGUUCUGGCCUGUGCCCACCGCUGGAAGAACAUCUUCUACGAAACAGACCACAUCCUGCCCCACGGCUUCUGUUAUAUCAUCCCGUCCAACCUCCAGGCCAAAGGCAGGACGCUGAUCCCUUGCUAUGAAGAGUAUAAGAAGAAGUACGGAGAAGAACACGGCUCCUGCCAGGCUGGGAUCGCAGGCUUCUUCACCGAGGAGCUGGUGGUGAUGGGCGCCCCGGGGUCGUUUUAUUGGGCUGGGACGGUCAAGGUGCUGAACCUGACGGACAACACCUACUUCAAGCUGAAUGACGAAGCGAUCAUGAACAGGCGGUACACUUACCUGGGCUAUGCGGUUACCGCCGGCCACUUCUCUCAUCCGUCCACCACCGAUGUGGUAGGAGGCGCCCCCCAGGAUGAAGGCAUUGGGAAGGUUUAUAUUUUUCGAGCUGACCGAAGAUCAGGCACCUUAAUUAAGAUUUUUCAGGCAUCAGGUAAAAAGAUGGGCUCUUACUUCGGCUCCUCCUUAUGCGCAGUUGACCUGAACGCGGACGGCCUCUCCGACCUGCUGGUGGGGGCCCCCAUGUUUUCUGAGAUCAGGGACGAGGGGCAGGUCACCGUCUACAUCAACAGAGGAAAUGGAGCCCUGGAGGAGCAGCUGGCCCUGAGCGGGGAUGGCGCCUACAACGCACACUUUGGGGAGAGCAUCGCCAGCUUGGGGGACCUUGACGACGACGGGUUCCCAGACGUGGCCGUCGGCGCGCCCAUGGAGGACGACUUCUCGGGCGCCGUCUACAUCUACCACGGGGACGCCGACGGGAUAGUCCCUCAGUACUCGAUGAAACUGUCCGGGCGGAAGAUCAGCCCAGUCCUGCGGAUGUUCGGGCAGUCCAUGUCAGGAGGCAUCGACAUGGAUGGGAACGGCUAUCCCGAUGUAACUAUUGGAGCCUUCAUGUCCGACAGCGUGGUUCUUCUAAGGGCGAGACCGGUCAUCACGGUGGACGUCUCCAUCUUCCUCCCCGUCUCCAUCAACAUCACGGCGCCCCAGUGUCGCGACGGACAGCAGCCCGUGAACUGCCUGAAUGUCACCGCCUGCUUUCGCUUCCGCGGCAGGCACGUGCCCGGAGAAAUCGGCCUGAAUUACAUUCUGACGGCGGAUGUGGCGAAAAAGGAAAAGAGCCAGCUGCCCCGGGUCUACUUUGUGCUGCUGGGAGAGACCGUGGGCCAGGUCUCGGAGAAGCUGCAUCUGGCGCACAUGGAGGAGACGUGUCAUCACUACGUGGCGCACGUGAAGCGGAGGGUGCAGGACGUCAUCAGCCCCAUCGUGUUCGAAGCCGCCUACAGCCUGGGGCCGCAUGUGAGCGGAGAGGAGGAGCGGGAACUGCCGGCUCUGACACCCGUGCUGCGCUGGAAGAAGGGACAGAAGAUCGCCCAGAAGAACCAGACCGUUUUUGAAAGGAAUUGCCGUUCGGAGGACUGUGCCGCUGACCUGCAGCUUCAGGGCCAAUUGUUGCUGUCCAGCAUUGAUGAGAAAACCCCCUAUCUGGCUUUGGGGGCUGUGAAGAAUAUCUCCAUAAACAUCUCCAUCUCCAACCUUGGCGACGAUGCCUAUGAUGCCAACGUGUCCUUCAAUGUUUCCCGGGAGCUCUUCUUCAUCAACAUCUGGCAGAAGGAGGAAAUGGGCAUUUCCUGUGAACUGCUGGAAUCGGACUUCCUCAAAUGCAGCGUGGGAUUCCCUUUCAUGAGGUCCAAGUCGAAGUAUGAAUUCAGCGUCAUCUUUGAUACGAGCCAUCUGUCUGGAGAAGAAGAAGUUCUCAGCUUCAUCAUUACUGCUCAGAGCGGCAACACGGAGCGCUCCGAGUCCCUGCACGACAACACCCUCACGCUGAUGGUGCCGCUGGUGCACGAAGUGGACACGUCCAUCACGGGAAUCGUGUCUCCAACCUCCUUUGUGUACGGCGAGUCUGUGGCCGCGGCCAACUUCAUUCAGCUGGAGGACCUGCCGUGUCACUUCCAGCCCCUCAACGUCACCCUUCAGGUCUAUAACACCGGGCCAAGCACCCUUCCCGGGGCAUCCGUCAGCAUCUCUCUCCCUAAUCGACUGUCACCUGGAGGCGCAGAGAUGUUUCACGUCCAGGAGGUGGUGGUGGGCCAGGAGAAGGGAAACUGUUCCUUCCAAAAGAACCCGACCCCCUGCAUCAUCCCCCAGGAACAAGAAAAUAUCUUCCACACUAUCUUUGCUUUCUUCACAAAGUCUGGAAGAAAAGUCUUGGACUGUGAAAAACCAGGAAUCACUUGCCUAACAAUGCACUGUAACCUGAGCGCCCUUGCUAGAGAAGAAAGCCGUGCUAUCGACAUCUACAUGCUGCUGAACACAGAGAUAUUGAAGAAGGACAGUUCGUCUGUCAUCCAGUUCAUGACCCGGGCCAAGGUGAAAGUGGACCCUGCCCUGAGGGUGGUGGAGAUCGCCACCGGGAACCCAGAGGAGAUGAUGGUGGUGUUCGAGGCCUUGCACAACCUGGAACCCCGUGGCUACGUCGUGGGGUGGAUCAUCGCCAUCAGUUUGCUGGUGGGGAUCCUCAUCUUCCUGCUGCUGGCCGUGCUGCUCUGGAAGAUGGGCUUCUUUCGCCGAAGGUACAAAGAAAUUAUUGAAGCCGAGAAGAACCGGAAAGAGAACGAAGACAAUUGGGACUGGGUCCAGAAAAACCAGUGACCUGCCCCACCAGUCACAUGACCCACUCAUGUCACCUGUCAUCCUUGACCUUUGUAUCUUCCAUAUUUGGAAGAAAGAAUGUUCUCCAGAUUUUUCGGAGGCCCCACUGAUGCUGUUCUCGUCUUCAUUCUAUCCAGCCCAGGUGCCAACCGGAGGCUGCCACUUCGGCCAGGUCACGUGACUGGAGCCCACCACUUCCUUUUUAAAGAUGAACUCUGAACUUUGGAAAGCAAGCUACAGAGCCGAGCAAUAUUUAUGGAUGCAACGUGCAUGGCCAACCCUCAGGGGAAAACUGUUACCUAAAAGUAUUUUUAUAAAUAUAAGCCUUUUAUACUGAUUAUGUCUUUAUAUUUGUAUCGAUGUUUUAUUAUUUCUAUUAAAUAGUUAUAUAAUUCACUCAAGCACUGAUAUCUGGCCUGGAAACACAUGUACAUUCGUACAAAUUUUAAAGGAUAAAAAUCUUACUGUUCUUUGGAACUUGCUGUGACAACAGACUUGCCGAUCAAAUCAUGGGAAGAAACCUCGUGUCAUGAAUCCACCAAGCUUGCGGCUCUGCAUAUAAACUGUGAUUGUGGCCGGACCCCCAAGGCAACUUUCACGACUGUCUUGCCUGGAGUCAAGUUUGACGUUAAUGGGCUAAAGAACUAUAACUAUUUUCUCAUGCGUACCUUUCAUUGGAAGAUUCCCAACAGGAAUUGGGAUGGAAAACCUGAUUCCCAGCAGCAAGCCUGCUCUGCAGCCCCAGCAGGCAUCUCACCCUCCUUCCACUGGAUUAAUAGGCAAAUUGGAGCAACGCCAGCCAGUCAUCUGGUAAACCUCAGAAUGGCAUCACAUUCUGGACGUUGUACAUCAGAGUCUGUGCACCACAAGGACUCGAUCAGUGCCCCUCCCCUCAACAGAGACUUGUGUUGGAUGCUGUGCUGUGUUGCCUUUGCGGGGUCCUUUGAGUUCAGAGGUCUCCGGUUCCCUAUCACUUUUGCUGAUGGUAAUUGCAGAUUCCUUCCCAGAGAUGACUGUUCAACCUGUUCUUAUUGUUUAAAAUAGUGUCUUUGGUGAGGUUCCCAAGAAGCAGGCCCCAAGACGAGGCUCUGCAUGCAAGUAACUAAUUAAGGAAGUGCUCCCUGGGGAACACCGGUAUGGGGGUGAGGGAAGCAGGGCGAGAGAGGAAGCCAGGGGAAGGUUCCAUGGAGGGUAGCGUCAGCCAGAUCCUGCAGGGGAGCUCUGGAGGGUAGGUUGCAUCUCAGGGUUGUCCCAACCUGAGGCAAGAUGGCUGAGCCUUCACACACUUGCACCUAAGGAAGAGGUAAACCUUCCAUUCCUGGUUCCUACUGGCAAAAUGGAUCCAUAGCUCAGGGGUAGUCCACUAAAUUAGAGCUGCAGGUGCACCCCGCCCCCCGCCCCACCUGGGGAGGCAUACAGAAACGGUGCAGCGGGAUCUGGGCAGAGCCCCAGCCUCCUCCCCUCCUCCCUGCAGGGUUGGAUGCUGAGUGAUGGCCUUUAAUAUCCAAGCUUUCUGUUUGACAGCGUUUACUAUUGGACGGGCUGGGCUGCCCAGUAUUGAGUGCAUUGUGGUUUUCUAAAAAGGGCACUGAGCCGGUGGCUGUAUCAUGCUCAGCACCGUACCCGGCGCCUUAGUGAACACUCAGUAACCGAUAGCAACGAUGGCUGCUGCUACCACUGCUGAACAACAAUCUGAUGAGAGAGAAAACAUGUGCUCAGAGCAGGGUCUGGCUGAGAGUCCUUCAUGGCUCCUGCUCAAGCCCCAGUCCAUACAGAUGGGCACCCGAUGGGAAUGAGACAAAAACAAGAUGAAGGACCUUUCGUAUAGGACCUUGUCUACUGGCAGCUAACAUGGUGGGGACUGUGGACACCACUGGAAAGACACAACUCAACUUCAGGGGAGAUAGGUUUUCUAGACAGUUGGCUAAUACUUGCAAACAUCGCAAAAGCUUUGGGUGCUGGGCAGCUACGAACCUGGCCUGGGACAUGUGUGUGUCUUUUCGUUUCUUCUUACGUAUCGACCCUGAUGCAGGAAGACAAUGACUGUAUCGUGAUGGCUAGGGGAACAGGCAGCAAAAGCCAGAGGGUCAAGAGUAUGUAUGAAGGAGGCUGAUCCAGAGUGAGGUUGGGGAUGUUGCAUCUAAGGGCUGGAGGCACAGAGGUAACCACAGGGCAGAUGGAGGCAGGGAAACCAGUUCUGGCACAGAGUUUGCCUAUGAGUUCUAUCAAGAGUAAUAAAAGCAGUCUUUAGUGGUUGUAGUCGCCCAUUUAGAGGAUAUUUAUGGGUCCCCUGCUUUGCGUCAAGCACUGUGCUAGGUUCUGGAAGCUCCCCAGAGAACACCACCACAGGCACUUUUUGCCUGCGGGGAGACACACCUCCUGCAAUGGAGUGUAGAGAGUGGAUUUUUUAUUUUUUAUUUUAUGAAACCCCAGUCACAGCUUCCCUUUGAUGGGCUUUUAUUCAUUGUGUCACGUUGUCCUUUAACAAAUGUCUUAAAAUUCUUGGGCGGUAGUCCUGGACCGGCUCCCUCGGGGGCUGGCCAAAUGCUUUUAUAGCCACUCCUGCAAGGGCUGCAGACACAUUUGGUGACAGUGUGGAAGGCAGAGGGAAAAGCCUCAAUCCCAUCGGGGUGGGCUCCUGGGGGCGGUGUCAGAACCGGAUCCAUUUGCUUCUGGAUGGCAGACCCGCCUGAGUAGUCACAGCUCCAGGAGGUCACUGAAACUUCAUGAGGCAGUUUUAAGAAAAUCAUACUCGGCAUCAGCAGGAGCCAAGACCAGCAGCCACUGCAGGAACCUGUGUGGGAGGGACGGUGCCUCUGCUUGUCUGGUCGCGCUGAGGAGCAGGCGGGGCACAGCAAUGGCAGGAGUCCCCACGUGGCUAGCGCUCUCAGCUCCACCCCAGGUCAGGAGCCCUCACUAGGCUCCUCAUUGUCGUGUCUGUGUUACUUCUCCAGAAUAUUCUCUUACAGUUCCACAGUGAACUCCAAUUUCUACCCUUCCCGUUUCGUUGGGUUCACUGUGGAAUCUGCUAAGACAGCAAUUUUCAACAGGUGUCCCUUCAAAAAUAUUUAAAACAUGCACGACGUGACUGUUCAGCAGGGAGCACUGGCCUCUUUUUUCUUAGAUUGUCAAAUCAAAAAAUGACAACAGCCGACACAGUAGCCUUCUGGGGUGAAUGAAUCCGAAUUGUGCCUUCUUUAUUGUUGGUAGCUCUGCAGAAAAGAUAAUAUGGGUUUUGGUGUGCUGCAGAAUUCUAGUAAUUAGUUUAUGUGUGCCACAAGAUGAAAAAGGUUGAAAAUCCCUGUUUUCACCAACUGUCAGAAGGAUUGGGAUAGUGAGGUGCUUUUUAAACAUGCAAAAGGGCCUUUGUAGAAAGAAACCGAAUAAAAGCAUGCCCCCCCCACCCCCCUUUCCAAAAACAAUUUGCUUGUGAUCCGUUUACCUGGGACUCAGGAGUCUCGGAACAUCCCCAAAGUGAGCCCGGGACUGUCGCAAAGAGGAGGCGGCGAAAUUCAGGAGCGGGGAGGCGCCAGAAGAAGUGAGUGGGCCCAUUGGCCGCAUGAUGACUGACAGGCACACAUCUGGAAUCACUUAGCACGGAGGUCACCGAGGCUUUCCCAGGCAGUUCUUCAGGAAAAUUCCACCGCCGGGGUAUUCUGAAAUCUGGUAAACAUUGUAGGCAAUCCAAUAGAAAGUCCUUCACCACAUCAUGUCCUUGAGCCAAAGGCCACGAGGUUAAAACAGAAAACCUGCAGGCCUCCCGGACACGUGAGGGGCCUGUUUUCCAUACGAAGCCUAGUGGAUCCCUCAGGGGAGGUGUGUCUUGUAAGCGGCCUGUUCAUGGCUGGCAGGAAUGUUGUAAGAGGUGAUUCUACUACUUUUACUUCUGGGAAGGCGUGAUGCCCAGGUGAGUGCAGUUCUGAGUAGGAUAGGCAUGAAACAUACAUCUGGUGAAAUCUACAUACAUCUGACUCAAACUGCCCUAAAGUACAGGCACUGGGAAGGCUUCUAAUUUGGGGGGAGAUGGCCCUUUCGCAGACAGAAAACGCUUGUCAUUUUUGGAAAUGCCCCAAUCUACGGGGUUUUCGACAAUGUUCUGUUCUGCGAUACAGAGCGGUAACAUACACAGUGGGGUGUAUUUUCUGAAAGAAUGGCCGAAGGGAGUGUCUUCUGAUUUUGAGCCCCUUGCGGGGAUAAUGAACGCAUUUCCCACGUGGCGCGAUGCUUUGUAGCACAGUGGUCUUGAUUUCAGACUUUGUUUAAGGUUUGGGGUUGUUUUAUUCUAAUGUGCACGGUGUGACUGGCAGAGUGAGUUUCAAGGCUUUAAGAGUGAUUAAUUGCAUGCAGGCACCCACGCUAACUUCACUUCUAGAACUUGACUGAUACCUUCAUGUACAUUUCUGUCGAGGAGUUUUGGCGGGAGGGGCGUUCCUCCUCCCAAAGUCACGUGUAUUUAAAGUCUACGCAGUCACUUCUAAUUCACUUGCACUGUUUGGGAAAUGCAGGUUUACAAAAGUACGUGUUUGGAAUAAAAGGAAAAAUGGCUGCAAAUGA
Messenger RNA from Myotis myotis, 7969 nucleotides. It is a transcript of the gene ITGA9, whose product is annotated as integrin subunit alpha 9. Gene Ontology annotation, cellular component: integrin complex; external side of plasma membrane. Gene Ontology annotation, molecular function: integrin binding. The transcript has 28 exons. NCBI's taxonomy places the organism in Eukaryota, Metazoa, Chordata, Mammalia, Chiroptera, Vespertilionidae. The record is from RefSeq and is a predicted model, not a curated record. The coding region runs from base 308 to 3415 and encodes 1035 amino acids. Gene Ontology annotation, biological process: cell-cell adhesion; cell adhesion mediated by integrin; integrin-mediated signaling pathway.